CUGUGCUCCAAUUGCAUGUUGCUCCCCGUCCGCACAAAUCUGUCAUAACGAGCCCGGUGCCGAGGCAGCAGCAGGACGGCAGCUCUUCACUUCAAAUUGCUAACGGCUGACAGUGUCAAGUCCUACCGGUUUCACCGACAUGGUGAACGACGUGACAUAUUUUUUCCAUCGUGCGUGUGAUUUUUCCCGACUUAAGAAACGAGAGGGAGAAAGGGGUGUUUGGACGGGCUUGAAGAUGGGGCAGUUGCGAAAUCGACUUCUCCAUGAGCGAAAACUUAACUGUGGCGAUGAUUUCGCGCUAUAUUUAGAGGAUGAGGAGGAGGGGGAUGCAGUGUUGUGUACUCUUCUUCAGGAUCGCGUGACUUAUCGCCUGGAAGAAUAACGUUCCAACGAGGGCACCCCGAAUAAAAAAAACAAUGGAGUUGCUGGAGGAGGACCUCACGUGCCCAAUAUGCUGCUGUCUCUUCGAGGACCCUCGCGUGCUGCCGUGCUCCCACAGCUUCUGCAGAAAAUGUCUCGAGGGCAUCCUGGACGGACAGCGCGGACCCGCGUGGCGCCCUCCGUUCAGAUGCCCUACGUGCCGCAAAGAAACCUCGCACAACGGGAUAGCGAGCUUACAGGUCAAUUACUCUCUGCGGGGGAUAGUUGAAAAGUAUAACCGGAUUCGCGUAGUGCUUCCGAAAAUGUCCCUCUGUCGCGAGCAUCACGGGCAGCCGCUCAACAUCUUUUGCGCCACCGACCUGAAGCUCAUCUGCGGCUUCUGCGCCACGACCGGCGACCACAAAGGGCACACGUUCCGCGCGCUGCAGGACGCCUACGAGCAGGAGCGAGACGCCUUUGAGGAGCUGUCACGGGGUCUCGAGAGCUGGCAAAGCUCCGAGGACGACGUGCUCGCGUGCCUAGAAGCCCUUGAGGGCAACAAGAAGAAGGCACUACAGCUCGUGUCGAGAGAUGCGGACAGAGUCGCCGAGUACAUGGACAAACUCCUGCGCGCACUGGAGCACAAGCGCAGCGAGAUCCUGUCCGACUUCGAGACUCUGAAGCUGACGGUGAUGCAGACCUACGACCCCGAGAUCGGCAAGCUGCGCGCUGUGCUGGAAGAGAAGAGGCGCGCGCUCAGCAUCGCCGAGUCAUUCCGGUCCCUGACGGACCCGCUCGCUUUCCUCCAGCAGAUGCAGGACUUUCGCGAGACACUGCGCGUGAUCAAAGAGACCCCGCUGCCUUCUCCGCCACGGAGCGAUGACGUUGACGUGGGGCCCCUCGUCCGGGACUUUGACGUGCAGCAGUGGGACGCCGUGAAGCUCGGCGACAUUGACACGCUCUGCGCUCCUCACGAGAGCAACAACAGUCGUCACCGGUCUCCACGUGCCACCCCGGCUGCUAUCCCACAGUUCUUGUCCAAAGCGCUCUGGACGCUCGUGCUGCUCGCCUGCCUGUGCCUGUUGUCGGGCACGGCUCUCAUUCCACCGGACUGCCUCGCCAACACCCCGUUUGAAAGAGUUCCCGCCCUGAGCCGAACCUACCUGGCGUACCUGCCCGACCCAGAUGAGCUGCUCCACCUGGCCACGUGCUUCUGUAGAGAGGCUCUCGCGCUGUGGGCGUCUGCGAGGGAGCUGUGCGAGAGCUGCAUCCUAAACCUCAUCAACACGAGUGCCGACUUCAUCAGCUGACUGACACACACACACAGCCUGUCGAGUUGUAGAGGGUGCGGUGAGCACACCAGUAGACCACACUUGACAUCCACCCUGAGUCUGAGUCAGAAAAAAAGUUUUUACCGUUUCUCCUCAACUCGGUGAGAGAAAUACGGAUCAUUGUGAUUUGUAAACUGAGAAAACAUGUCGGUGUUAAAUGGACCAUAGAAGACAAUGUUACAGCACCGUCUGUCCUCCAGGAUGGAGCCUAAAGAUGACCUUAACGACACUGCACCACACUUUCACCUGCCAAUCACUGCACAACCGAACUAUUUUCUCCACUGAAGGCAAGCUUUUUUUGCAGCUGGUCACUUUAGAUCACCGGGUAAGGACAUGUAGGCCAAAGUUGUCUGUUUUGUGCGUCUUUUUUAACCUUUUAAUUUGUUUGUAUGUUUUAUUCGUUCAAGAUGUGUAUGUUCUGUUUCAGGCCAUGCUCCUUCCCGUUCAGUCCUUCCAACAGACUCGUCUACGUGUGAACCUGUUCAGUCUCCCUCCCUUAAAACUCACCCGUUUUUUUCCAGGCACAUUGCGAUUAUUUAUCUAGCCUCACGUUUUUUGUUAAAAUAAUAAAACAUUUUCGUAAUCUCUUA
Engraulis encrasicolus (European anchovy) is the source of this 2281-nucleotide messenger RNA. It is a transcript of the gene trim13, whose product is annotated as tripartite motif containing 13. The coding region runs from base 417 to 1670 and encodes 417 amino acids. Gene Ontology annotation, cellular component: cytoplasm. NCBI's taxonomy places the organism in Eukaryota, Metazoa, Chordata, Actinopteri, Clupeiformes, Engraulidae. The record is from RefSeq and is a predicted model, not a curated record. The transcript is spliced from 2 exons. Gene Ontology annotation, molecular function: ubiquitin protein ligase activity; zinc ion binding. Gene Ontology annotation, biological process: innate immune response; positive regulation of canonical NF-kappaB signal transduction; positive regulation of macroautophagy.